This is a messenger RNA of Vollenhovia emeryi, 2182 nucleotides long. RefSeq names its product glycine-rich cell wall structural protein 1-like. The transcript has 4 exons. The record is from RefSeq and is a predicted model, not a curated record. Lineage: Eukaryota; Metazoa; Arthropoda; Insecta; Hymenoptera; Formicidae. Bases 611 to 1153 code for a protein of 180 amino acids.
GAGCGCGCGCCAACUCGAAGUGACAUCUCGCGCGGCGUUCGAUCGAGAUCGAUUUUCGAUAGGUGCUCGCCGCGGCGGCCGCGCGCGGCAGCUGCGCGCACUUUUCGCGCGUCCAAUUAUCUCGCGUCCAGAGCCGCGGUGAAAUCGCGCGCCCGAGAUCGGGCGGGAAAAGUCCUCCGCGAGCGCGCGGACGGGAGGCGAUUCGUAAUUGCGUGUGCGCAGUUUUUUUUCUUUCUUCUCGCGCUGCGAUAAAACUGGGGCACCGCCCGUAGAGUGCGCCAGUGUCGUUAGGUGGCGCGCCUGGCGGCGCGCGUCCGAACCCGCGCGCGGCCGCGAUCUACGCGCGAUGUUCUCCGCGGCGCAGGAUGUCCGGUGCGCGACGGCGUUUUUACGGAGACCUCGCGUAGGACCGGAGCCUGGAGUACCGCGGGAUCUCGAGCGUCUCGGAUCCGGCGGACAAUGGGCGGCGGCCCCGAUCGCGCCGUGCUCGACCGAGCGUCAUUUGGGGACCUGCGUUCCCACGUGCAGCACCAGCCACUGACGGUUUCGGGGUUCGCGCGAAGUUCAACGAUGUAGCAGGAUUUUUCACGGAACGACCUGUUGAUGAAGUAUGGGGUGGUUCUUCCUUGCCAGUAUUUUGUUACUCUCCUUAUGCGCGGCGGGAGCGCCGAUGCCACAGGGUGCUGGGAGCCACGGUCAACCGCAGGCUGGUUCGUUGCCGAGCACCCCGGGCCCCGGCGGCAGUGGUUCUACCGGUGGUGCUACCGGAAGCGGCGGCGGUAGCAGCGGUGGAGGAGCUACCGGCUUCUCUACCGGCGCUGCCGGGGCUGCCUCUUUCGGUCUCGGUGUUACCGGUGGGUCCAUCGGCAGCGGGUCAACCGGCGGUGGAGCCGGCGGCGGUGCCGCUGCUUCCGGGAUCUGGUCCAACAAAGGGCCUGCUCGCCGUGGUCGAGGCUGGCGCGAUUGGCGUCGCGGCGAUCCUACCCUCAUCAAGGGCCUGUGGAAGUCAAAGGGUCCUCUAGAUUCGCUAGGACAGGCGGAGAUCUACAUCAUCGUGGCUCUCCUGAUCGGCUUCUUCACCGUGGUGAUCGGUUGCUGGCUAUCCGACAAUUGCUGGUCGCCGGAACCGGAGGGGGUUGUCACCCUCGCAUAGCCUAGUGCCGACUUCCGUGCCUCCAGGCGAUAACAACUACUACGACGCCCCUCCUACAGGAUUCUUCAGGACCUCGGCCGCUAUUCGGAACAUCGUGGUGACGCACCCGGCAACGUCAGCGGCAAUCAUCGACCGUUGCUCGACAUCAAUGACAAUGACACGCUGUUGCGCGUAUGAGCGCCACGCACCUCCUCAUCGAAGAGGUAUCGCUCGAUCGACGGCACCCGCGAACCAAUCUCCUUCGCAAGUUCCUAUUUCGCAAGAGACGCGCUUUCGAGCAGGGUCGGUUCUUGAGCGCGAAAAGAGACGUCGAAGAAGGAAAUGAAAUUGAAUGAACGAACGAACUGUGAAAAUUUUUCGCUCUGUAUCACAUAUCGAUUCCCAAAGUCGCGAGAGGAUACGAAACUCACUUGUCAUUUCCACAAUGACGAACGAAAAUUGGCGUAUUGGAUUAAACCAACGAAAAGAUACGUUGCGGUAUUUCGUACGAAGAAGCAGACGAUGGGCGUAGUUUAUUUGAUUCAAUCGAGAAUUGAUCCCUAAGAUCUCUAAGAUCUGGCUCUGCAACUGUAAAAUCAGUUCCUUUCGUGUCGUUCUGAACGAUGGGACAGAUUUUUGUUUUUUAACUUAAUGAAGAUACGUGCACGCACAGCACGUCUUGAUUCGAACGCAGACGGCUCUAUCAGAGUUAGUGUACGCUCUGUUAUAUUGAUAUAUUUAAUCGUUAAUUUAAUUAAUGCCUUAAUUAAUUGGGCAUUAAUUGCGCGUCCAACGCAUUGUUAUGGAGUCCGGAGUACUUGCGAUGAAUAUCAAUACUGGGGCUAUUAUCGCUUGUUACGCAAUCAAGUGACAAGCUCUCAGACUUGGAGAUAAUUGAUUUUGCUUGAAGCAAGGCGCGGCAUUAAGGGAGAUCUGUCCGAUAACAGACGUCGAAAGAGAGGGGAUCUCUGAAACAUGUUGAAUCCACUUUUUAUUAAUAUAAACGCCAUUUGUCAUAAUACACGUCGAAAUAUACGAAUGAAAUCACAA